Canis lupus familiaris (dog) is the source of this 8439-nucleotide messenger RNA. RefSeq names its product purine rich element binding protein B (gene PURB). Gene Ontology annotation, biological process: regulation of transcription by RNA polymerase II. Gene Ontology annotation, cellular component: nucleus. Lineage: Eukaryota; Metazoa; Chordata; Mammalia; Carnivora; Canidae. The transcript has a single exon. The coding region runs from base 16 to 933 and encodes 305 amino acids. The record is from RefSeq and is a predicted model, not a curated record. Gene Ontology annotation, molecular function: RNA polymerase II transcription regulatory region sequence-specific DNA binding; DNA-binding transcription factor activity, RNA polymerase II-specific; purine-rich negative regulatory element binding.
GCGGCGGCCGAGAAGAUGGCGGACGGCGAUAGUGGCAGCGAACGCGGCGGCGGCGGCGGGCCCGGCGGCUUCCAGCCCGCGGCCCGCGGCGGCGAGCAGGAGACGCAGGAGCUAGCCUCGAAGCGGCUGGACAUCCAGAACAAGCGCUUCUACCUGGACGUGAAACAGAACGCCAAGGGCCGCUUCCUGAAGAUCGCCGAGGUGGGCGCGGGGGGCUCCAAAAGCCGCCUAACGCUGUCCAUGGCGGUGGCCGCCGAGUUCCGCGACUACCUGGGCGACUUCAUCGAGCACUACGCGCAGCUGGGCCCCAGCAGCCCCGAGCAGGUGGCGGCGGCGGCGGCGGGCGCCGAGGAGGGCGGCGGGCCGCGGCGCGCGCUCAAGAGCGAGUUCCUGGUGCGCGAGAACCGCAAGUACUACCUGGACCUGAAGGAGAACCAGCGCGGCCGCUUCCUGCGCAUCCGCCAGACGGUGAACCGCGGCGGCGGCGGCCCGGGGCCCGGCGGCCUGCAGAGCGGCCAGACCAUCGCGCUGCCGGCACAGGGCCUCAUCGAGUUCCGGGACGCGCUGGCCAAGCUCAUCGACGACUACGGCGGCGACGACGACGAGCUGGCGGGGGGCGCGGGCGGCGGCGCGGGGGGCGCGGGCGGCGGCCUGUACGGGGAGCUCCCGGAGGGCACGUCCAUCACCGUGGACUCCAAGCGAUUCUUCUUCGACGUGGGUUGCAACAAGUACGGCGUGUUCCUGCGCGUGAGCGAGGUGAAGCCGUCCUACCGGAACGCCAUCACCGUGCCCUUCAAGGCCUGGGGCAAGUUCGGGGGCGCCUUCUGCCGGUACGCCGACGAGAUGAAGGAGAUCCAGGAACGGCAGCGCGAUAAGCUGUAUGAGCGCCGCGGCGGGGACGAGUCGGAGGGCGAGGAGGUGGACGAGGAUUGAAGCGCCGCUUCCCCGCCGGGCCCCCCCACCCCCGCCCGCCGUCCCUGUCCCCGGGGCCGCCGCGGAGUCCCCUUCCUGCUCGUCCCCAGGGAGCCGGUGGAGGCGGAGCAAGGAGGCCCCGUCGGGAGAACACACAGUUAAAAAACAAUACAGUUAAUUAAGAGAAAUAACCACAAAAAGAACAGUCGCAAUUAGAGAAAAGCAGCAAAGUUCCAAGGCACUGACAGCAGCCGCAGAAAGGAGACAACCUGAGCAAAAUCGUCUCAGCUUCCGUAGUUUGCAGCUGGGUUGGUUCUUCACCACCACCCCAACCCAGGCUAGCCCUGCAGGGGACAGAGCCGCCCGUGCCCGGGGGACACUGGCCUUCCCCAGGUCGGUCCAUGACAGCAGCGUCUGUGUUCCACCUAGGUGUCCUGGCCUGACAACAUCUCAGGACCUCCCUGCUGGGGGGGUGGGUCUCUUCACCUCCAUUGAAUCAGCCUCUAGGAUCUAGGUUUCCGUGGAAUUCCUGAGAAGACCGAGGCCUUGGCCUUUGUCCAUUUCUGAGGGUACAGGUUUUCUGAAAAGGAGCACGACUUUAAAUAACCACGGACAGGGCAAAAGAAGAAUUCCAGAAGCCACCGGGGAAUAUAGCAACAAAAUGGGCCCAUUUUGUCUAAAAUGGUUUCACGUGGAACCUGGACCAGUGUCCAUGUCUCUUUGUGGAGUUGUCUUCCUGGAUGCAAGUGGAUUGAGAUGUCAGUCCUUCAACUACAGUCUGUUAGCAAAGGAUUUUGGAAGCUGGCCAUGUUUUUUUCUGGAGCUGAGAGCAAUUUUACAUUGGGGGGUUGCUGAGGCAGGCACCGAAAGUCCCACAUCAAGCACAAGGAGGACUGUUUGAGUGGGUUAGUUGCUGCUCACUGAAGUCCCUCCCUGGGUGUCCAGACACGGAGGUCGUUACCAAGAGAUGGCUUAGGGGUGAAUGAGAGCAGGUCCCUGUAGUGGCUUCACACUAGCCACUGAAUUAUGGCUAAUUGGGCUGUUUGAGCCACUGGUUGGCUGGAUUUUCAACAGUAAAACUUGAAGAUAACCUACAAAAGGAACAGUGUGGCUACAAGCCUGAGCUUUAAUGGAAUGUACAUCCUCACAGAGAAGUUGGAAAUAACCAAAACUGAGGUCUUCACCCACCUUCAGUUCCAUCUCUGGAUUUGUUCCAAUACUAAAGAUCCUCAGGUCCAGAAUUCCAGCAUCAUCUAUUCUUUUAAAGUAAAAUUUUAAGAACUCGAUCCAUUGUUUCAGUACCUCCCAAUCAAAGUUGGCAAAUGAUGGAUGAGUGAUUUGAGCAGUGUGCCCUUGGGAAGCUGAAAUCCAUCUGAAUGGAGAUGAAGUGAACGUGCAAAUGCUGACUAUGUCCUGGAAGCAUUUUUUUAUACCAUCUUGAGAUUUCAACAAACUGGUUCUCGCCAGUUUAUCCAGCUGUUUUUCAAGAAUAAAAGUUGGGGUUUUGAAGGAUCGCCUCUUCUAUAUUUUAAAUGGAUUUUCAGUAGAAAUGAUUUUUACUAAUCAAGUUAAUCCCACCCCAUCACAAGGUAUUCCUAGAAGUGUCACAGACCUAGGCGACUUUGAAUUGAGCGGGAGCUAACGUUCUUUCCAAAGUUUUUAGGUAUUCUCUGUGCGACACCUUCUCAACCAGGAGGCAAGUAACCCCACCUCCACAAUCUUAGUUGUUUUGUUUUUCGUUUUUUGUUCUUUUUUUUUUUUUAAACUGCAUGCCUGCCCUUUAUCUGAGCUGCCGUUUAAUUUAUUGCAUACCCUUUAUUAUCUGAGUUUGGUAUUAUUCAAUCUAUACAAUCUUUUUUGUAUUUAUUGGGAAAUAAGUAAUCUAGAAAAAGAUCAUCUUCAUGAAUCGUGGCUGAGAGGGAGGAUAAAGAACUGUACAUAAAAUUAGGCUUUUUUAAAAAUUAGAUUAUGAUUCAGAAUACUGUUGAUCUUAGAUUUUUUUUAAAAAAAAAGUGGAAGAGCCACACACAUUGGUGCCCUUUUCAGACUAUUUCUCUACUCUCAUUCUCCACAGUAGACUUUUUAAACAGAUUUUUUUUAAAGCUUUUCCUUUUUUUAAAAAACCUUCUCCGUCGCAAAGAAUGUUUCCUAAAUUGUAUGGGAGCAAUAGUAUUUUUGAUGUUUUAAUGACAUCCGUAUAUACUCGUACUGUAUUUUGUACCACAAGGCAGCUGUUUUCAAUAAUGUCCUGCUGUAUUUACCUAUGUGUUUUGAGUGUUGAUUUCUUUGCUGCGGAGAACAAAUCCCUAAAUUGUUUUUGUAAGGGCGCCGCGAAGCUAGCGUUAGGUUUGCAGAAACUGUUGCAGUUUCCAACCUUGAGGCAGCAAUGAAAAGUCAGGUCGCAGCUCUCAUUUCACUGCUGCGACUUGUUCAUUUUCAGACCGUGUACAAUUCCUGUUCAGACCAACUCGUGUUCUUGCUUCAGUGGUGGUUCUGUUGCUCAGCUGCAGUGAGCCAGUUCAAUUUUGCAAAGGUGCAGUACCUCUCCUUUUGAAGGGGUUGGUGUAUUUUUUUUUUUCUUUUCUUUUUGUUUGGCUGAAUUGCAGUAACUAGCCUUGCCUUUCUAUUCUGUAGAAAUGACAGGGUCUUCACAAUCCUUCACCAGUGGCUACUAAGCUAUAAUUAGCUGAAUAGAAAGAAUGUGGAAGUGGUCUGAGGCGUAUAGAGUAUAUGCCAAGAACACUACCAUAUAUGGCAUCAGCUUUGGUUACCAGAGAAAUUUUCUUAGUCAUUAGACCAUAUAACAGUAAUAUAUCAUAUGUAAAUCUUUAGAUAUCAAUUUGAGAAUCCUCCAAAAAAAGGAGCAAAGAAUGCAUAAGCUAUGUGUUGGAAAAAGUAAUUUAUAUUAAAAUUUUGACCUGCCUAUGUAAGAUUAAGUGGUAAACGUCAUAGUGGUGGGUUUAAGUCUUAACCAAUCUCAAAGGUUUGUUUCUCCUGCAGGGGGUGGUUCAUGGCCUCUCUCCUCACUGCAGGAAGAUGACAGAAGGGUGUGGAUUAGUUGUAGCAUUUCACUGACCCUCAUCCACUCGCUGUUCUGGGGCAAUAGAAAUCCGGCGAGCACAGAGACUGCUCUUUUGAUGUGUGAUGCGGCCUGUUAAUGAGGCUGUAUCUCAGAACUCGUCCAUAAACAGCACUUAGCAAAGAAUAUCUGUUAAUUCCAGUCAGAAAAUGGCAUUACUCUGGGAAACAUCCAAAUAUUUUUUUGUUCUGGUUUUCAUCCUCUACUAUGAACAGUGAUUUAGGGCUUGUUUUUUAACCUUGGCAAACAUCCCAGCUAAUCACGUGUUCAAAAUAGUCCAAUUUCUAAGAAGCGGGGAACGAAAAUUCCUUUUCUGAUCAUUGGUAGAGUGUUUCUCAGGCCGUUCCGGAUGUGAGAAGUUAGAUUGCAGGAACAGAAUCAAAAGAGCGAAACUCUGUGGCGAGUUCCCCGCUAUUCCCUUCUGGUUUCUAUUGUGCCCACUCUCGCUUGAGCAGAGUGGCACUUCUAGUCCGCAAGGAAAGCCUUCAGUGCAUAUGCUGCACAAAGCGCCACGUGAGUCUGUAUGGCACCAAAAAAUCAAAGUGGAAACCAAACGGGAAACGCAGACACCCUGAGCUGCCGUGGGAGGCAUGUAGUCGGUCAGAAGGGCUGUGGCCAUGGCGCGCACAUGGCCACUUGUUAGGUCACUUUCCACAAUGGUUUGCUGCCGGCCGCUGUAGGGGCUUCCAGGGCAGGCAGCUGGCACCUCCUGCUCCCUCCGUCCCCUCCAUCGCCUGACAGUAAAUUGCAGGUCUUUUAUACAAACUCAAGCUUCAGAUUUCUCAAAACAAAACAGUUAUCCUGUCUUAUCUGAAAAAUGCAGGGUUGUGGGCAGAAGAGGCUGGUUAUAAUAAUGCCCUCAUAUUGAGUGGUCUGUAAACGGCUGCACACUUCAGGCGCGUAGUUGCUGAGGAUGCUUUGUCCCGUGUGACCUUGACCGGCUCUACUGGAGGGUAGAGUGACCUGCACAAGGUAUCGAGAGGUAACUAUUGCUCGGCGUCCGCCUUGCUCUCAAGGUGGAUGCCUUAGGGAGAAGCUUGAGUGUGUAAGCCAUGCACAUAAGUAUUCUUCACUGUAAAUUUUGUUUUCAUUUUUAACCCAGUUACGGUACUUUGUCCAAUGCACAACUGAUCUCUCAGUAGAUAUUCAUUUGCAAAUAGCGUGGCCUUGAUCAGUAGGAGGGAAGGAGGGAAGCACCCUAGCGGGUGUGAAGGUAACUCAGCUAGGCCUUCCGCACUGCACCACUCUUUGUGUCUGAUGCACGCGAGUCUCGAGUGGUCCGUCUCCUUUCCGCCUGGGGAGAGUUCAUGGUUUUGACCCUGGGGUUUUAUCAAUUCAAUUGAGUUUUCUGUUUUUAGGAAGGAUCAGAAUUGCUCUGAUAAGUAACAAAGUUGAGUGCUUUGGUGUCCAAUCUCAGGUUUUAGAGUAGAGAGUGGUGUAAAAUUCCACUGUUAACUCUUUAACAAUUUUAAUGUAAUCCACCCUACAAGUCACACACACGAGGCCUGUUCAGAGAGCAGAGCCUCCCAUCAUCUUGCUCCUUUUCCACUUUGUAUUCACUUGAGAAAGUGUCGAGUGAUCUUCCAUUGUAUAUUUCCAUUUGAACCCCGACAUAUUUCUCAAAGAUAAAGCACUUUUUGAUAAUGAAAUUCAUGGGAUCUUCGUGUGAUGUGGAUCAUGGUUUCUCAGGCUCCCUUAGAUAAUCUGCUUUUGAAUAUUGUUCUGUGUAAGAAGAGUGGAAAUCUUUGCUAAUGUUAGGAGGUUUGUAUUAUUGAUCCAGAAUGCGUUCUGCUAGCUUCCAAUCGAUGGGAGAGUAAAUAAUGCUGCAUUCACAAAUUAAUAAGUUACUUUCCCUUAAGCCUUAAGGUAACUUUUUUUUUUUUCCCUGUCAACAACAGCACUGAAGUUAUACUGAGUGGAUGAAAUGAUCAGUUUUCAGGGUUGGUUUUAGAGUACUGUAAAUCCAUGAGCUGUCUUCCUAAACAGUUACUCCCCCUCCUUGAACAAACUGGGUAGUGGGGCACAUGGGUGGGCCGGGGGGAUAGCUUAUAGGAAAUAGAAAAAGAAACCACAUUUACCUUAAGAAAAAUAGACAAAAUUAAAAAGUGCACGUCAGCGCCCUGCUUUUGAAAUUACAGCUAGAGGGCGGAAAUGGCAAACUAGAACUUCAUUUCCCCGAUUUCUAAAUCUAGGAAAGCAAAGUCAUGGAUUUUCAACACCUUCCCUCCCCAGUUGCAAGAGCUCACACUUGGGGACGGUGAGUGCAUGUCCUAGGUCGCUGGUUAAAGUCCCUGUCCCCAGCCCUUGGUCUUAAAAUGUAAUUUCAGUGCUGAUGGAUUCAACCCUUCUUUCAAUAAAUGUCCAGUUGUCAGGAUGAUAAUCCAAUUUGGAAAAAAAAAUAGUAAAGGUAUAUCAUGAAGACUUAUGACUCUGGCAAGUCCCAGGUGGUACCCAUUCCCCUCGAUCCAAGUAAGACUUUUUUGAAUGUAUUCUAUACUCCCUGAGGAAACAGGGAGUAUGCCAUCUGUGUGACCACCCCAUUCACCACCUUUUCCAUUUCCUUUGAGAAUCUGACUCCUGCGCCUCGAGUUGGACAUUCGCACAGGGUCAGUAAAGCCGCAGUAAGGUAUCUGCAGAUGCCGCCUGGGUACUUUCCUUGCUCGGCAGGGCUCCUAUUAACAGGAGGACAGAGCUUUAUUUGAAGCAAAGACGUGGUCUACCCCCCCCCCCCCAGGUGAUUCUAACAGAUGGUUUGGUGAAGGAGCAUGACCAUACUUUGGGCUAGUGCAAAAUCAUGAGUCUAGGAGUAAGUCUCAUGGGCCUCGCGUGUGAGAUGUCCACUGACACGGAUGAGAGAGGGCCGAUUCUGUCUGUAGGGGCUGAUGUGUGGGGCCGCCCGAGAGAGAGAGAGAGAGAGAGAGAGAGAGAGAGAGAUCCUUUCGCAUUCCCUCCACACGAGCAGAUUGCAGGCGAUGCGAGUUUGUCUCUCUGCCUUGAGUAAGUCGGACAGCAGACAUUCAUCCCCAGCCUUACCCCGUGUCGUAGGGUCAGGCUAGUUCAGAAAAUACCUGGUUGGAAACAGAAGGGCAAGUGGAAUAUUCCUUCUUUAUAAAUUCCCUUUUCAGGGACAUACAAGUGCAGGGAGAGGCCCAGGAUGAUUGCAAAACAGGAUUCCAUCACAAAGCACAUUUGUGUGGUAGGGAUUUGGAGUUUUGUUUGUACGUCGCUCAGACACGAGCACAAACCCGUUUCUCCCAGCUCCGUGUGUCACCUCUGCACACAAAAGCUCUCUGGAUUCCUAGAAGCUAACAGAUGGAGCAAAAGUCCAAAAAGUGAUUUUUAAGACAGUACAGGGCAUCCCUUCAGAGCCUAGUUUUAUACAUUGUGGUAGCAGGAGAAUGUAUUUGAGGUUUUUCUCGAUGAUCAUCAAGAUUUGAAUGGUAACUAGGAUUAUCAGUGUCUUUGAACAGUUAGUGGGGGUUUAUUCUUCCUUUUGCUCCUUCAUGACAAUGUUUCUCCAGGACCCUUUCUCAGAGUGUGUUUGUCUCCUUAGACCUUUGUAGACCGCACAUCUUCUAUCCUGUAAGAACCCUCACCGCCGGUCAGAAUCGUCAGGGGCUUCUGUAGACUAGAUGGUUCACUCCAAAGUGGGGACCGAUGCCCUGCCAGUAGAGACUCUGCAGAAGUCGUUUAAAUAAUUUCAAACCAAAUCUCGAUGGCAGGAGACAGCUUCCUGAUGUAGACAGACAACUAGGUACUUCUAAGGGGGUUGGGGGCGUCUUUGGUGUCUGAAUAGCCACAUGCCUGUGCGUUGUAAACCAUAUGUGUACUCCUGUGUAUGAAUUUGUAGAACUGCUUCCAAGAGAAGCUGCACCUUUCAUUUUGUAAGGUCCCCUCUACCUGUAACCCUAUAAAUAUUUGUAUAUAGAACACUAAAAUUUGUAGCGAUAGGAUCAACUUGGGAAUAUCUGCUGAGAGACCAAAAAAGCUCAUUUUCUAAGUACCUUGGUUAAAGAGUAAAGAUUAUUUCUCUUAUUUUUUAAAAGAAGAAUGCACUUUAACAGCUGCAUGGGCUAUUCAAACAAGCCCGUGAAGUGCAGUGCCGUUCAGAAAUCACACUUCCUGGAAACCGUUCAGAAGCGAGUGUAGACGGGCUGUUGCGCUCACUGCCUGGAGGCGGAAGCUCGGGUGCCAGUCAGUGUAGAGACAUGGAGACGAGUAGGGCCGCUGCAAAAGCGCAACGUGAGCUCGGCCAGAAGCUUCCGACAGGCCUGCAACAGGCAGGUCCCGUGUUGACCACUAACUAGCAAAACUGACAGAAACAGAGAAAAAAGUUGAAGAAUCCUUACUGCUGGUGUGCACUCCCUACAAUAGAUUUUGCAAAUGGAGUUUUACAGUCUAUAUUUAAAAUUGUAUGUUUGUAACAAAUAAAGUAUGCGGAAAAGUGA